Molecule: messenger RNA, 3549 nt
Organism: Nothoprocta perdicaria
Lineage: Eukaryota; Metazoa; Chordata; Aves; Tinamiformes; Tinamidae
Gene: PNPLA6
Product: patatin like phospholipase domain containing 6
Exons: 30
Biological process (GO): phosphatidylcholine metabolic process
Cellular component (GO): endoplasmic reticulum
Molecular function (GO): phosphatidylcholine lysophospholipase A1 activity
Source: RefSeq, a predicted model, not a curated record
AUGGGGCAGAGCGAGUCGGAGCCGCAGGAGGAGGCGGAGGACGCGUCGCUGACGGCCGCGCUGCCCAAGUUCUUCGCCGAGGAGCAGCUGCAAACGGGCGCGGUGCUGGGGGCCAUGCUGGGGCUCGGCRUCGUCGUGGUCCUCGUGGCCGCCGUCAUCGCGGUGCUCGUGCGGCGGCUGCGGCUCAAGAAGGUGCCAGCGCAGGAGCCACCCAAGUACCGYUUCCGCAAGCGGGACAAGAUGCUCUUCUACGGGCGCAAGAUCAUGCGCAAGGUCUCCCAGUCCACCUCGUCCCUGGUGGACACCACCAUCUCCAGCACCUCGCGGCCCCGCAUGAAGAAGAAGCUCAAGAUGCUGAACAUCGCCAAGAAGUUCCUGCGCAUCAAGAAGGAGCUGCCCACGUUGCAGCUGAAGGAGCCUCCGCCGUCGGUGCUGGAGGCCGACCUCACCGAAUUCGACGUGGCCAACUCCCACCUGCCCUCCGAAGUGCUCUACAUGCUCAAAAACGUGCGGGUGCUGGGUCACUUCGAGAAGCCCUUGUUCCUGGAGCUCUGCAAGCACAUGGUCUUCCAGCAGUUCCAGCAAGGGGACUACGUUUUCCGGCCGGGGCAGCCGGAUAGCAGCAUCUACGUGCUGCAGGACGGCAAGUUGGAGCUCUUCCUCACGGAGCCGGUAGGAGGAAGGGCGCGGGAGAUGGGAGAAGGCGGCGCCGACGAGGGCCGGGAGAGCGCGCCCAGGACGCCCGAGGCGCCCCGGGAGCUGGGCGACCCGCUGAAGGUGCCGGGGCUGGAGCCCCCCGCGCCGCCCUUGCUCAGCCGCUGCAUCUCCAUGCCCGUGGAUAUCUCCGGCAUCCAGAAAGGGCCCCGCUCCGACUUCGACAUGGCCUACGAGCGCGGGCGCAUCUCGGUGUCGCUGCAGGAGGACGGCGCCGGCGGCCUCGCCUCCUUCUCCAGGUCCAUCUCCCACGAGCCCAAGGAGCGCAAGUCGGUGACGGUGGAGGAGCAGCCGUCGGGCGUCUACCACUACAACGGCGGCGAGGACGAGCCCAUGAGCGGGGACAGUCCCUUCGGGCCCUGCCCGGGCCGCCAGGGCAGCGGCGUCUUCGAGGCGGCCAAGCGGGAGCUCGUGAAGCUCAUGAAGGUGGAGGACCCGUCGCUGCUCAACAACCGCGUGCUGCUCCAUCACGCCAAGGCCGGCACCGUCAUCGCCCGCCAAGGGGACCAGGACGUGAGCCUCCACUUCGUGCUCUGGGGCUGCCUCCACGUGUACCAGCGGAUGAUCGACAAGGCGGAGGACGUGUGCCUCUUCCUGACGCAGCCCGGCGAGAUGGUGGGCCAGCUGGCCGUGCUCACCGGCGAGCCCCUCAUCUUCACCAUCAAGGCCAACCGCGACUGCACCUUCCUCAAGAUCUCCAAGUCGGACUUCUACGAGAUCAUGCGGGAGCAGCCCAGCGUGGUGCUGAGCGUCGCCCACACCGUGGCCGCCCGCAUGUCGCCCUUCGUGCGCCAGAUGGACUUCGCCAUCGACUGGAUGGCGGUGGAGGCCGGGCGGGCGCUCUACAGGCAGGGCGACAAGUCGGACUGCACCUACAUCGCGCUCAACGGGCGCCUGCGCUCCGUCAUCCAGAAGGGCAGCGGCAAGAAGGAGCUCAUCGGCGAGUACGGCCGCGGGGACCUCAUCGGCGUGGUGGAAGCACUCACGCGGCAGCCGCGGGCCACCACGGUCCACGCGGUGAGGGACACGGAGCUGGCCAAGCUGCCCGAGGGCACCUUGAACAACAUCAAGCGCAGAUACCCCCAGGUUGUCACCCGCCUCAUCCACCUGCUGAGCCAGAAGAUCCUGGGAAACCUGCAGCAGCUCCGGGGCCCCUUCGCAGGCUCCAGCUUGGGCAUGGCCUCCAGCUCGGAGCCCACCAACCCCACCAGCAACCUGUCAACAGUGGCAGUGCUGCCCGUGUGCGACGACGUGCCCAUGGCUGCCUUCACCUUGGAGCUCAAGCACGCGCUCAAUGCCAUCGGUCCCACCCUGCUCCUCACCAGCGAUAUCAUCCGUGCCCGGCUCGGCUCAUCAGCACUGGACAGCAUCCACGAGUACCGCCUGUCGGGCUGGCUGGCCCAACAAGAAGACAUCCACCGCAUCGUGCUCUACCAAACCGACUGCACCCUGACGCCCUGGACCGUGCGCUGCAUCCGGCAGGCCGACUGCAUCCUCAUCGUGGGGCUGGGAGAGCAGGAGCCGGCGCUGGGCGAGCUGGAGCAGAUGCUGGAGAACACGGCGGUGCGGGCRCUGAAGCAGCUGGUGCUGCUGCACCGCGAGGACGGCGCCAGCCCCUGCCGCACCGUCGAGUGGCUCAACAUGCGCAGCUGGUGCUCGGGCCACCUGCACCUCAGGUGUCCCCGGCGCGUCUUCUCCCGCCGCAGCCCCACCAAGCUGAGAGAGAUGUACGAGAAGGUGUUUGAGAAGAACGCCGACCGGCACAGCGACUUCUCCCGCCUGGCGCGGGUGCUCACGGGCAACACCAUCGCCCUCGUGCUGGGUGGUGGCGGUGCCAGGGGCUGCUCGCACAUCGGGGUGCUCAAGGCGCUCGAGGAGGCCGGCAUCCCCGUGGACCUCAUCGGCGGCACCUCCAUCGGCUCCUUCAUCGGCGCCCUCUAUGCCGAGGAGCGCAGCGCCGUGCGCACCAAGCAGCGGGCCCGCGAGUGGGCCAAGUGCAUGAACUCGGUGUUCGAGACCGUCUUGGACCUCACCUACCCCAUCACCUCCAUGUUCUCGGGCUCGGCCUUCAACGGCAGCAUCAAGAAGGUCUUCCAGGACAAGCAGAUCGAGGACCUGUGGCUGCCCUACUUCAACGUGACCACGGACAUCACGGCCUCGGCCAUGCGGGUGCACACGGACGGCAGCGUGUGGCGCUCGGUGCGCGCCAGCGCCUCGUACCCCCCUUACCUGCCGCCGCUCUGCGACCCCAAGGACGGCCACUGGCUCGUGGACGGCUGCUAUGUUAACAAUGUCCCAGGCUCGCUCUGGCGCUACGUGCGGGCCAGCAUGACCCUCUCGGGCUACCUGCCGCCCCUCUGCGACCCCAAGGACGGCAACUUGCUCAUGGACGGCGGGUACAUCAACAACCUGCCAGCCGACAUCGCCCGCAACAUGGGUGCCAAGACGGUCAUCGCCAUCGACGUGGGCAGCCAGGACGAGACCGACCUGUGCAACUACGGGGACAGCCUCUCGGGGUGGUGGCUCCUCUGGAAGCGCCUCAACCCUUGGGCUGAAAAAGUCAAGGUCCCCGACAUGGCCGAGAUCCAGUCGCGCUUGGCCUACGUGUCGUGCGUGCGGCAGCUGGAGGUGGUCAAGUCGAGCUCCUACUGCGAGUACAUCCGGCCGCCCAUCGACCGCUUCAAGACCAUGGAUUUCGGCAAGUUCGACGAGAUCUACGAYGUGGGCUACCAGCAUGGCAAGGUGGUCUUUGAUGGCUGGAGCCGCGGGGACAUCAUCGAGAAGAUGGUGAAGGACCGGCGCUCGGCCGACUUCUACGAGAGCAAGCGCAUGGAC